UCUUGAUGUUGAUGUCACUGCUUUGGUCGUCACAAUAAUAUUGCCUUUCUUCCCGUCAGCUAUAUAAAUGUUGUCCUCACUCUCCCUAACCAUUUGACGAUCCGACCCCAACCCUGGCACCGUUCAAAGAAGCUCUACGACUCAAUAUAUAGAGUCGCUCUUUCUAUCCCAUUCACUACAACUCCCCCUCUAGCCAUCAUUCAGUCAUCUCACCCUAACAGUAUGCCCGGUGCAAUACCAUAUAUUGGAAAUGCGACAAGGAUAUGGGAGAUCAAUGUGCACUGGAGCUUGUAUUCUCAGUGCGGAAUUUGGGAUCCUAAAGGUCGCGGCGUGGAUAUUUGGGAAUGCAUUAGAGCUCAUGACUCAACCCAGCUUACCCAGCCACCUAACGGUCUUUACUGGCGCUACAUCGCCCGCCGGUAAUCAGUCUAUGGUUUCAUGAACACUGCCAUAAAACAAACCUUGACGCCGUGAUUUCAUCACGUUACCGCUCUUGGUCAUUUGGUACCCACAGACGCCUAACCCGGUCUAAGGACUGCGUCAUGCCACCCUCAACGUCGCAAGUGAAGGUUAUAUAUCUCCCAGGCAUAGGAGAGACACGCGUGAUCACAUUGCCUUCGCCGAGGGAUGUGGAGGGU
Molecule: messenger RNA, 638 nt
Organism: Suillus subaureus
Lineage: Eukaryota; Fungi; Basidiomycota; Agaricomycetes; Boletales; Suillaceae
Exons: 3
Coding region: 223-423 (66 amino acids)
Source: RefSeq, a predicted model, not a curated record